This is a messenger RNA of Blepharisma stoltei, 300 nucleotides long. NCBI's taxonomy places the organism in Eukaryota, Ciliophora, Heterotrichea, Heterotrichida, Blepharismidae. The record is from the annotation of a GenBank genome assembly.
AUGAGCUUCCAGACCACAGACUCGAAGAAGGAAGAGUUCAGAAAAUACCUAGAAAAGAGCGGCGUCAUUGACCAGCUGACUAGAGUCCUUGUAGGACUUUAUGAAGAGCCAGAAAAGCCUUCCAAUGCAAUUGAGUAACAUUUAUUUAGCUUUAUAAAGCGUUAUCUUGGAACACCUUCAGAUAUUGACACUGAAACUUUGAGGGCUGAGUACGAGGCAUUGAAGGAAAGAAAUGCACAACUUGAAAGAGAAGUGGAAGAGCUCAGGCAAGAGUUAGAAAACUUAAGACCUACUGAAUAA